Caenorhabditis briggsae is the source of this 651-nucleotide messenger RNA. The coding region runs from base 1 to 651 and encodes 216 amino acids. Lineage: Eukaryota; Metazoa; Nematoda; Chromadorea; Rhabditida; Rhabditidae. The transcript has 6 exons. The record is from RefSeq and is a predicted model, not a curated record. Gene Ontology annotation, molecular function: protein binding.
AUGAUGUAUCAAGACUACACCGACAAACCCAAACACUUCCUCCUAGGAUCCUACACUACAUUUACCAAUUUUCCACUUGAGAACAGCAAUCUUGAAUACUAUAUGUAUAUUCCAACAAUCCAUAACAUUGAAUGUGUUUUCCCAACGAACCAACCCAAUGACUGUUUUUAUUCGGUUGAAAUGGAUGUUGCUGUGAUGAUCGAAAAUUUGGAGAGUUCCGAAUAUUCCAUUAAGCUCAUCUCUCUGCAAUCUCCAACUCUUGCUGAACUCGUUGAAACUAACAACAUUGCUUAUUCAGAUAUACCAUCAGGAGUUAGUUUCGAAGACAUGCACGACUUCUUUCAAGUCAUUCAUGGCGUUGAUCUCAAAUUGAAUGAGACAAACAUUGAGGCCUUCCUGAAGCUUGCCAACCAUCUCAAAGUGCCACGUAUCACAGAAUAUUGUAAGGAACAAAUGAUUGUUGGUGUCAGUGGAAUGACAACUAAUCAAAUAGUCGAUUUGGCUGAGGAAUUGUCAUUUUGGGAUGUUGUGCCCAGAAAAGUGGCCGCUGCGAAAUCUCUGGCUGAUUUGAAGGCGCAAAACUGGGAUUUGGAGAAGUUGGAUGACGAUGUCAUCACACAGAUUACUCGUAGAAUUUUUGAAUUGAAUUAG